GUAUGUGUAGCCUGUAAUGGCAUGUCCUUCUUUCUUAGCACCACAGAAAGAGGAAUCUAAAUGUAGCUCUUUCACACCUCACAGCAUGACUUUAGGAGUUUGAUUUCUAAAGCAACAAUGCAGUCUACUCCAUGAACUCAACUCACACUGACUUGGAGAAGAGACAACAGUUUAUCCACACUGCCUUGGAACAUUUUGCCUCUCCUUUAAACACUUACAGAUUUGCUUGUUUUGCUUGAGGGACAGGAGGAGCAUGUCACAUCAGGCUGCAAAGAGACUGAGAGUGGCUUACAAAAGGUAGUGAGGGACUAAGACUGUAGCAGAGACUUUUAGCUUUAGGACAUGCUGUUCUUCCUUGUCCUGUCUUUUUGGGUUCCAGCUGUAUUGACUUCGGGCCAGGUUUGGCCAUUGAACAGCACACCACGGAAAACAGUCACUCUGAGUAACAGAGGACAUGUCUUUCAAGAGGAGGGAGUGUGGAAUUACACCACCAUGCUCCUGAUGGAAGAUGAGGGUGUGCUCAUCCUGGGAGCUCGAGAGGCCAUCUUUGCCCUGGACCUCAACAACAUCACACACAAGAAGUCUAUGGAUAAGUGGGCAGUAACUUCAGAGAUGCAGCGCAAUUGUAACAUCAAAGGGAAAACACAGACUGAGUGUCAUAACUACAUCCGGAUCCUUCAUAAAAUGUCGAACGACACCAUGUUCGUUUGUGGUACCAACGCUUUUAAUCCAACCUGUGAUAUUAUGUCUUAUAAAGACGGCAAGCUGACUCUCGAAGGUAAACAACAAGAUGGGAAAGGAAAGUGUCCAUUUGAUCCUUUCCAGAGAUGCGCCUCUGAAUUUGUCGAUGGAAAGCUGUACUCUGCUACAUCUUUGAAUUUCUUGGGCUCAGAACCGGUUGUGAUGCGAAGCUUAGAUGAUAGCAUACGAACUGAAUUCCAGACUUCAUGGCUUAAUGAGCCCAAUUUCAUUGGCAUGAAGCAUGUGGCUGAGGGAGAUGACAACCCAGAGGGGGAUGAUGACAAGAUUUACCUUUUCUUUAAUGAAAGAGCUGUGGAGUACGAUGCCUACAGUAAGAUGGAGGUGUCAAGGGUGGCUCGCGUUUGUAAGGGGGAUGUGGGAGGACAGCGGACAUUGCAGAAGAAGUGGACGUCAUUUCUAAAGACUCGCCUGGACUGUCCUGUUCUUCAAACCAGACUACCACUUCUCAUACAGGAUGUGUUCCUCUUCUGCCCAGACACCUGGAAAACCUGUAUGUUCUACGGUGUCUUCACUCCUCAGGGGGAAAUGCCGGAGUACUCAGCAGUGUGCGCUUACCGGAUACAGGACAUCAGGGAGGUGAUGUCUAAAGGCAAAUUCAAAGCGCUGUACAGAGGACCUUCAUUUGAAAAAUGGGUAACAUUCUACGGACCUGUGCCUGACCCUCGUCCCGGAGCUUGUAUUAACAGUAAGACAAGGGAGAAAGGGUUUUCAAAGUCUUUGGACCUCCCUGAUGAAACCCUUCAGUUCAUCCGAGACAACCCACUGAUGGAUCAGGCAGUGAAGCCUUCUGAUCAGCCCCUACUGGUGAAGAAGGGAGCUGCGUUUACUCGUAUAGUGGUGGCCAGCACUACUGCCCUGGAUGGGAGCAGCCAUCAGGUCAUGUUUAUUGGCACAGCAAGCGGAUCAGUGCUGAAAGCAGUCAACUAUGACGGAAAGAUGGUGAUAAUAGAGGAGGUGCAGCUCUUUAAGCAGUCCGAGCCAGUAAAGAUAUUGCAGCUCUCCGUCACCCUGGGUCAGCUGUAUGCAGGCUCAGAGGAAGCAAUGGUGCAGAUGCCGCUUAGUACAUGUGACCAUUACGCUUCCUGUAUGGACUGUGUGCUGGCCAGAGACCCGUACUGCGGCUGGGACCUCAGCGCUGAACGCUGCAUUGCUAUAAAAAACAUUCAUCCAGAUAAACACAGUGAGGUGGUUCAGAGUCUGAGAGAUGGAAAUGCUGCACGUUGUCCUGCAGUCGAAAGUACUACGAUCAUUAAAACCUUCUAUCCUGGUAACGUGGUCAGGUUGCUUUGCCAGCCAGGAUCAAACCUGGCCCGAGUGCAGUGGAGCGUAAACAAUCACACAAUUCAAAACUCCAACAAGUACCACAUUCAUCACAACAACCUGUUGAUCCUCAAUGCCUUGGACAGAUACGCCGGAUUCUACACCUGCACCUCUGUAGAGUCCUCCAAUGGUAAAGACUAUGUCAUCCAAACUACUACAUAUGAGCUGAGGCUGGGGGACUUCAUGGAGCAUCCUUCGGUUCAGCCGCAGGUCCAGGAACAGCAGAAAUCUCUCUUGGCCCUCAAGAUCCUGGUCAUUAUACCAACACUGAUAUUAUUAGCUCUAGUGGUAUGGAACUUCUACAAAGGGCAUUUUGCUGUCCAGAGAUGCUUAGAAAAAGCUGACGAAUGUCCACAGAGUGUGUGCUGUCAGGAGACACUGCAAAUAGUUCAAGAAAGUUCAACAGAAAUAACAAUCAACAGAAUAGCUGAAUCCCCUGAUAUGACAAACCAGCAUAAUGGAGACAAAUUGCUCCAGUGAAGUUUAUUUUUUAUUUUGCAGACACCUCAAUGACAAAUCCAACAUAAUCCAGUUUCAUAGCUGAAAUCAUUCAAUCUGAACUGUUGGAGAUUUAAAGACAUUUUAUUAUUUCCUGUUAUUUGUAGACUUUAGUAUUGUUUAAAACCCUAAAGCACUGAAACUGGUUUAAGCACAGUAUAUUGUUUGCCAAUUAAAAACAAAUCCCAAAAUAGAUGUGAAUAUGUAUUGAAGAUUGUAUAUGGUCUACUGAAGAGGAUUAUACAACCAGUCAUCCAUGGGAUGCCAGCAUAAUUCAUAUUUCCUUCAUAAAUCUGUAUUCUGGAUGAGACAUUGAUUGAGAAUGACCACCAGUUUUGUUUUUUCUUUUUUUUUCUUUUUCUUUUUUUAAAGCUGUAGCUGUUGAAGCCUUCAGAUUCAGCACUGUGUUUCCAGAGCAAUAGCUCAAUGAAAUUUGGAGGACUUUUUUUUUUUUUACCUCUCUCUUAAUGUAUUUUUUAAAUUCUAACAUUUUGUGAGAAUUUUUUACUGUAAAAUAAACUGUGAAUGUGUUUGUGUAACGUCUUCCGUGUACAGAACCAUUAUUUUCAGUCUAUGUGACUUGUAAAGAAAAUCAAGUAAAUUGUUUAAAAAAGAUUUGUAUUGUUGCAAAAUAAUAAAAAUACAAUCAUUAAAAUCUAA
Tachysurus fulvidraco (yellow catfish) is the source of this 3240-nucleotide messenger RNA. Its product is annotated as semaphorin-4E-like. The record is from RefSeq and is a predicted model, not a curated record. Gene Ontology annotation, molecular function: semaphorin receptor binding; chemorepellent activity. Lineage: Eukaryota; Metazoa; Chordata; Actinopteri; Siluriformes; Bagridae. Gene Ontology annotation, biological process: semaphorin-plexin signaling pathway; positive regulation of cell migration; axon guidance.